Molecule: messenger RNA, 2587 nt
Organism: Sarcophilus harrisii (Tasmanian devil)
Lineage: Eukaryota; Metazoa; Chordata; Mammalia; Dasyuromorphia; Dasyuridae
Gene: MARCO
Product: macrophage receptor with collagenous structure
Exons: 17
Coding region: 91-1653 (520 amino acids)
Cellular component (GO): membrane
Source: RefSeq, a predicted model, not a curated record
AGGAGGGAUACCCAUUCAUGUUGUAGUUCCUCUAAUGGGAGAGCAUUUCUGCUAACUCAAGGAGUUUAAACCUACUAUAAAGCAAUAGCAAUGGAAACUCAAGAGAAUUUUAAGGAGGAAGAGUUCAUCUGUCACACCAACAGAUUGGCAGCUACAGAACAAAAGAUGUUUUCUUCAGUGGAGACCUUUGAAAUCAGUGAGUCAAAGCCCAAGAAAAAAUGUGGAGGGAAUUGUAUCACUUCUGCAAUAAUCAUCUACCUAGUGCUGUUUACAGCAGGUGUGGGAUUUCUGGCAAUACAAGUUUUGAGUCUACAGAAGGAAGUGACUUCCCAGAGAUCUUGGCUGCUAACACUCGAGAGGCUGGUCAUUCCCAACGGAACCCUGGAAUCCUCCCUGGACCAAUCAAGUCCAUCUUUCUCCUCUAUGCUGUCCAGCCAGUCACCUCUCAGCAUCAAGAAAGAGAGUCAGUGGUUUCUAGAAAUUGAAAAGGGGAUUACUGAGGUGCAGGCCAGUCAGAAAGAAUUACGGGGAAGGAUAGAUAACAUUACUAUGAACGCAGGGUUUCGAGGAAGCAAAGGUGAUCCAGGCUCUCCAGGACCCCAGGGAAAAAAGGGUGAUGCUGGAUUACCCGGAUUACCAGGUGUAAAAGGAGAAAAGGGAACUUCUGGAAGGGAUGGAAUUCCAGGACAACCUGGAACUAAAGGAUCACCAGGGAGCCAAGGAGCAGCAGGCAUCCAAGGACCAAGGGGAAUUCCAGGAGAACAAGGACCUGCUGGUAUUGCAGGACCUCGGGGUGAGAAAGGCAUCAAAGGGGAUAAUGGCCCAACAGGCCCUAGAGGUGAAGCUGGAGCUAAAGGAGAUAAAGGAGACCAGGGAUUCACAGGAAGUAAAGGGGAAAUGGGCCAGAAAGGAGACGUAGGUAUGAUAGGACCUCCAGGAUUACGUGGUUUACAGGGUGUCGCUGGGGAGCCAGGCAAAACUGGAAUGAAUGGGUCUCCUGGGCCAAAAGGAGAGCCAGGUCAGCCUGGAGCUAAGGGUGUCGCUGGAGUACCAGGUUUAGCAGGAAUUCCUGGUACCAAGGGAGAACCUGGCAAAAAUGGUCCUUCUGGACCACCAGGACCUCCAGGACCAUCUGGACUUAUGGGAGUACCAGGUGUAAAGGGAGACAAAGGAGAUUCAGGGCAUCAAGGACAAAAGGGAACAAAAGGAGAAGCAGGAGUUUCAGGUCCUCCAGGUCAGAAAGGAGCACAAGGAAGUAUGGGGAAUAAAGGUGAACCUGGCUUAAAAGGCACAAAAGGAGAAAAAGGACAGCAAGGUCAGACUGGACCACAAGGGAUCAAAGGAGGAGCAGAACAAAUCUCCUAUGUUAGAAUUGUUGGCGACAGGUAUAGAGGCCGUGCAGAAAUUUUCUAUGGUGGUAUUUGGGGCACUAUCUGUGAUGACUCCUGGGAUGACAAUGAUGCCACUGUCUUCUGUGCCAUGAUGGGCUACAGGUCAGGAAGAGUAUUCUCUGCAACAGCAGGUUCUGGACAAAUUUGGUUGGAUGACGUUGCAUGCACAGGGUCUGAAAAAAGCAUCUGGGCUUGCCCAAAAAGUUCCUGGGGCGUUCAUAACUGUAACCACAAUGAAGAUGCUGGGGUAUCAUGCAGCUGAUUCCUACAGAGAACAUCCCAUAUUGUCCCCAAAUUCCUUGAAGCUCAAACUGUAACCUGAUUAUCAAUCCUUAAUUAAGUGAUUAGUUUCAUUCACAAGAUGUCCUAUGUUGAAUACACAUGUGUAUCCAAGUGUGGAUGGUUUCACUCUGUAUCAUUUCUCUGUUCCCUCUGGCAAGAUCCUUAAGAAAAAGGAAAAAGAAAAGUUCACUGAUUGUGUUUUCUUUGAUUGGAGCCAAUACUGAAAAAUCAAAUGAAUUCCCUUCUCCUGGACCACAGAUGAUCAUAGAAAAUGAAUUGAUGCAAGUCCCUCAAACUGUCCCAACUGCCAGUUGCUUCCUUUUCUUUUGCAUGUGGAAAGCAGGGCAAGGUCUAUGGAUAGGCAGGUUAGAUGGCAGGCUGCGUGUCAUGAUAGGAAAGGUACUAUGAAGUUGUCUGUCUCAAAAUCGACUCCCCCACUUUUUGAUUGCCCAGAAAUUCUACCAUCAAAAUGGCCUGAUAGUCAAAGUUAAAUUGAUGUGAUUGUUUGAGGUAAAUCAAAGAUAAAUAUGGACAAAAUCUGAUAGGUCUAUCUGUCCUUGAAGAAAUAAAAGGCUUAAACAUUAGCCUUGAGACCUUAUUUUCCUUUAGGACAGGAACUUUUUUUACCAUGUUUGCAUCAUGGAGCCAUGGAGCCAAUCAGAAUAAUGUUUUCAAGUGAAAUAAAAAAUUAAUAAAAAUAAAGAUGAAUUUUUCCCAUCCAAGUUCUUGGAAUUUAUCCACAGAUAAAUGGGUCUGUGGCUACCAAGUCAAGAACUCUUGCUUUAAAGGAUAACUAGGCAUGAAAAAACAGGUUAUAAAGCAUGUCAGGACUUUUCUUUCUACCAGUCCUUUCCCCCCCAGAAAAAAAAAUGGGAAAAUAUCAAUUUACCAGAGAUGCUGUAUCCUUAAAACAC